AUGGCUGCCAACCCCGUCCAAAAUGGUCUCUUCGUCCACGAAAACACUACUCCCCCCGAGCACCCCAGCUUGUUGAGUAUGUUCUCUCUGAAGGGCAAGACCGCCAUCGUUACUGGUGCUGGCGCCGGUAUCGGUCUUGCUGUCGCCAACGGUCUUGCGGAAGCUGGUGCCAACGUUGCCCUAUGGUGGAACACCAACGACAAGUGCCCUGAGCGUGCCGCUGAGAUCGCCUCCAAAUACGGUGUUCAGACCAAGGCUUACCAGGUCAACAUCACCGAUGCCGAGGCCGUGCAAAAGGCCGUUGACCAGACGGUGAAGGAUUUCAACGGCCGUCUAGACGUCUUCAUUGCCAACGCCGGUAUCCCUUGGACCCAAGGUCCUAUGGUUGACGGCCCUCUAUCGCACUACACCGACGUUGUCAGCAUUGACCUCGACGGUACCUUCUACUGUGCCAAGGCUGCUGCCGCCCACUGGAGGAGACAGAAGGAGGAGGGAACCGACCUCAACGGCAACAAGUUGACCAACUUCACCUACGGUAGCUUCGUGGCUACCGCUUCCAUGAGCGGUCACAUUGUCAACUUCCCUCAAAUGCAAGCUGCCUACAACGCUGCCAAGUCGGCUGUUAUCCAUCUCUGCAAAUCUCUCUCGGUCGAGUGGGUUAAGUAUGCCCGGGCCAACACCGUCUCCCCUGGCUACAUCGCGACCGAAAUCUCCAACUUCGUGCCCCAGGAGACCAAGAACAUCUGGAAGGACAAGAUUCCCAUGGGCCGUGAGGGUCGCCCUGAGGAAUUGAAGGGUGCCUAUCUCUAUCUGGCCUCGGAUGCCUCGAGCUACACCACCGGAGCUGACCUGGUUGUCGACGGUGGCUACUGCGCUCCAUAA
Aspergillus oryzae RIB40 is the source of this 882-nucleotide messenger RNA. Its product is annotated as putative carbonyl reductase. The coding region runs from base 1 to 882 and encodes 293 amino acids. Gene Ontology annotation, molecular function: oxidoreductase activity, acting on NAD(P)H, oxygen as acceptor. Gene Ontology annotation, cellular component: intracellular anatomical structure. The record is from RefSeq and is a predicted model, not a curated record. NCBI's taxonomy places the organism in Eukaryota, Fungi, Ascomycota, Eurotiomycetes, Eurotiales, Aspergillaceae. The transcript has 3 exons.